AUGGCAAGCGCAGCACACACGGCGGCCUGGAGCCGGACAUCGGCGCCGAUGCUCAAGCGGGUUGUCGGCCAGGCAGGACAGCAGCAACAGCAGCAACAGCGGCGGCGUCUGGGGCUGGGCUGGUCGCGGGCGUACUCGGCGCCAGCUGGAAACGUGAUCCCCGAGGCCAAGCGCAAGUACGUGCCGACCAGCGGGACGUAUCCGCAGGGCUUCCGGGCGGGCGGCGUGGUGGUGGGGGUGAAGCCGGGCAACACAACGAAACCGGACCUGGCGUUGAUGGUGUCGGACGUGCCGUGUGCAGCGGCGGCAGUGUUUACGCGGAACAAGUUCCAGGCGGCGCCGGUGACGUUCAGCCGGGAGCUGCUGCGACGGACGCAGAAUCGGGUGCAGGCUGUGCUGAUCAACUCCGGCUGCGCCAACGCGGUCACAGGCAAGGGCGGCCUGGAGGAUGCAGCAGCCAUGGCCCAGGCGACCGAGGCAGCAGGCGGGGGCGACGGGACGAUUGUGAUGAGCACGGGCGUGAUCGGACAGCGGCUGCCGAUCCAGAAGAUCCUCGACGGCGUGCCGUCCGCGUUUUCGGCCCUCGGCUGCUCGCACGACCACUGGAUGACGUUUGCACGGGCUAUCUGCACGACGGACACGUUUCCGAAGCUGAUGUCGCGCACGUUCCGCCUGCCGUCAUCGCCCGACGUCGAGUACCGUCUUGCCGGCACUACCAAGGGCGCCGGCAUGAUCCACCCCAACAUGGCGACGCUGCUGGGCGUCAUCGCAACCGACGCACCGCUGGCUCCGGCCGUGCUGCCGGGACUGCUUCGUCACGCUGUCGACCGGUCUUUCAACAGCAUCACAAUCGAUGGCGACACGUCGACCAACGACACGGUCGCUUUGCUGGCCAACGGCGCCGCCGGAGGCCGCGAGGUCACCGAGACGGAUGCCGCCGACUACGCCGCCUUCCGCACCAUCCUGACCGACUUUGCUGCCGCUCUGGCACAGCUCGUCGUUCGCGAUGGCGAAGGCGCCACCAAGUUCGUCACCGUGCGCGUCACCGAGGCCGCGUCGCCCGAGGCCGCCCGCCGCAUCGCCUCUACCAUUGCUCGCUCGCCGCUCGUCAAGACCGCCCUCUACGGCCGUGACGCCAACUGGGGCCGCAUCCUCUGCGCUACCGGCUACUCGCUCAUCCCCGGCCCCGGCGAGCAAGACGCUGCCGCUGAUGCUGCCGCUGCUGCUGCCAUCCUGCCCGAUCGCACCAGCGUCUCGUUCAUCCCCAGCGACGGCUCGGCCGAGCUCAAGCUACUCGUCGACGGCGAGCCCGAGGCCGUCGACGAGGCCCGUGCCGCCGAUAUCCUGGCCUUAGAAGACCUCGAGAUCCUCGUCCGGCUCGGCACUGGCGACCAGGAGGCCACAUACUGGACCUGCGACUUCAGUCACGAGUAUGUCACCAUCAACGGCGACUAUCGGACGUAG
Messenger RNA from Grosmannia clavigera kw1407, 1464 nucleotides. RefSeq names its product arginine biosynthesis bifunctional protein. The transcript has a single exon. Gene Ontology annotation, biological process: L-arginine biosynthetic process; L-ornithine biosynthetic process. Gene Ontology annotation, molecular function: L-glutamate N-acetyltransferase activity, acting on acetyl-L-ornithine as donor; L-glutamate N-acetyltransferase activity, acting on acetyl-CoA as donor. NCBI's taxonomy places the organism in Eukaryota, Fungi, Ascomycota, Sordariomycetes, Ophiostomatales, Ophiostomataceae. Gene Ontology annotation, cellular component: mitochondrial matrix. The record is from RefSeq and is a predicted model, not a curated record. The coding region runs from base 1 to 1464 and encodes 487 amino acids.